GCCAACGUGAGUUGAAGCACCCCAGACAGGACGUGACGUCACAGCUCCUAAUCCCUAACCUCGACCUAAAGGAAGCGGGAAGGUGAUCUUUGCCCCCACUUGCUUCUUUCCUGACCGCUGCACCGUGCUUGUCCUCUUCCGCCCGACGUCUGCACACGGCACGCCACGGAAAGACGACGAGGAAAGACAAAAAGAAAGGUCAUUUCACCUGACCAGUGGAGUUUUAUGAGCUGAAAUACCUGCCUGGUGUGACUGUGUGGGCGACGUAUGUUUCCAGUAAUCGUGGAAGUGAAAAUUGAGAGAAGAAAAAGGAGUUGUAGAUACAAACAUCUGCUACCGCCAUGUUGUGUGUCAGCAAAAGGUCACCCGGCUGGAGCGCCGCUACUUUGACAUUUUCACACCUGGCACUUCCCGUUGACAUCCUCCAAGGCGAUGAACGCUGACGCGCCGAUCCGCGACGACGAAGGCGCCGCUAAAAAGAUGGCGGGUGUGUUUGGGACGUUCCGUAAGAGCAUCCGUCAGGCAGCGGAGAAGAGCCCGCGCCUGCCUGGACAGAGAGGGUCAAAGGUCAGCGAGUCGGGGUCUGAGCACUCCAAAGCUCCGCCCUCUCCCAGUGUCACAUCUCCUCUGAGGAGCGUGGCGGCGCUCUUCCAGGCGAAAGACGAGGACGGCGAGAAAGGAGGAGCCAUGAUGCGUUCAAAGACAGAUCCCAACAUGGCCACUCUCUUGAAGAAGGGAGCGUCCAUCCGCCGCAGCCUGAGGUUUGUCUCCAGGAAGGACAAGAAGCAGGAGGCCUCCCUCGCCGUCCAGGAGGGGUCGUCGAAGGAGGAGGAGGAGGUAGCGGAGGAGGCGGCGUGGGAGGAGGUGGAAGAGACUUACAUGCUGCCUGAGUUACCUCACACGCCUCUGUCAGUGAUGCAGAUUAACAAGCUGAUUGAGAUGGAGGUCCUGGAGGAGGCCCACCUCAACCUGCUGGCCCUGCGCCUGGAGUUCCGGCAGGAAUGGCAGCGCAGCGGCCAGGACUCGCCCAUGGAGCUGGCCAAGAAGGAGAAGGACCUGAGCAUCCUCUACUCGGACCUGCGCCGCAAGAUCGCCUCCAUCGUGCGCACCUCCGUCUCCCUGCCCUCCAGGAACAAGGGCCUCCUGGUCCACGUGGCCCGCAUAGUCCAGGAGGAGGACAAGCGGGCUCAGGAGCCCGGGGGUCUCCAAGGGAGCUGGAUGGAGGCCUGGAGGGAGGCGGUGGGGGAGGGGGUUAGGGACAAAGUGGAGAGCGUGCACCUGGAGCAGAGUCACUUGAACGCCUCGUGGCUGGCCGUGCACCUGGGGCUGCUGGGCAAGGCCGUGGUGGAGGACCUGGAGACCGUGAAGAGGGACAUCCGCUGGUCCUACCCCCGCAGCUUCAAGGUCUUCAGCACCUACGUGGAGCGCUACCACGCCGCCAUCAAGCAGCACCUCAACAAGCUGCUGCAGCAGUCCACGCACCUCAAGGACCUCUACGCUCUGCUGGACUGGAUCGUCCACCGCUACCACAGCGAGAGGAUCAUGGGAAGUCCCGCCCUCCAGCCUGACAUGACAGAGGAAAAGGAGAAUCUGCAACUGGACGAGGACUUCCUGCUGCAGCUGAGAGAGAAGUUCUGCAUCACAGUGAAGGAGGACAUGAGAGCUUUUAUGAUUCGCCUCAUUGAGCUCGAAAACGAGGAAAUGUGGACGGCCAGGAAGCGCCCCGACAGAGAGGAGGACUUCCUCAACUCGCACUUCCACAUGGACAUCUGGACGAAAGUGAAAGGGACCGUCGUCAACGCCCGACGCAUCGACGCUCAACUGGAAUGCAAAGUAAUCACCUCCUGUCUGCAAGAGUUACGUGAUUUCCCAAUGAGGUUUUAUGCUGCCUUCCAACUUCACUGCUCGCCCCUGCGUCCUCAGUCGCUGUGGAGCGAGUACAACAUCACCUACAUCAACGGCUUCACCGCCUUACUGCAGCACAUGGAGGACUACCAGCAUCAGUGUGCCGAUCUUGUGGAGGCCAUGAAGGAGGAGGUGCGGUGUCUCCACUCCAAGCUCCUGCAAGGCCUGGCGGAGCAGUUUAAGGUGGAGGUCAAGCCUUAUUUAGGGAGGAUGAUGACCAGGAAGUGGCUCACUAACGACGAGGACUUCAAUCAACUUUACGACCGCACCGAGCUGCUGUCUCAGCAAUGCGACGCCAUGAUGCCGCCGCAUAGCCAGGAUCUUGCUAGCGAGCUGCACCACUACGUGAUGAAGGAGUACGUGGGCCAGCUGAUGAAGAACAAGUACUCGUGCAAGAACCGCAAACACGAGAAGGCGGCCGGCAAGAUGAGAGCGCAGUGCUCCAAGCUCAGAGAGCUCUUCCAAGACAUGAGGUCGUCAAAGGACUGGCUCUACCCUGUGGGAGACCAUCUGAGUGAUAUCAUCGGUGAGAAGAACAAGGCGGACAUCAAGAACCGCCUGCAGCCUCUGCUGGAACAAUACCCUGACUUCAGUUCCAGACACCUGACGGCAGUCCUGGCCUUCCGAGGCCUGCCGAGAGCUCGCGAGCAUCAGCGGAUCCUGCUGAGUCUGGGCCGGCUGAGGAAGACCAGGACCUUCAAAGACUCUGACCACAGUCGCGUGGAUUUCUUCGGCGGCAUGGAGGUCACGGUCCGCACAGACUGCCUGUCCCGCCUGUCCUUCUUCUGCUUCACCGCCGUGUUUCCCGGCAACUAGCCACGCCCCCUGGCUCUCCUAGAAUGAGACCGGUUGCUCGACCGAGAACUGGGUCAACGUCUGCUUUGUGUCGGAAACAAAGUGCUUGGGAUUCUUUGGCCAGCAGCGUGAUGAUGGUUUACACCAGAGGUGUAGUUGAGGGCCACCUCCCAGUUAUGGCUGUCCUCACAGGGCGAUUUUAAUUGAUGUGGCACACGACAUUUAAUGAUGUGGUGGUCAUCAUUGAAUGACCUGGUGGACUACAUAAAAUGUGGUGACAGGCCACGUUAAAUGAUAUGGCAGACUACAUGAAAUAAUGUGAUGGUCCUUAUUAAAUGAUAUGGCGGGCCAAAUAAAAUGAUGUGACAGGCCACAUAAAAUGAUGUGACAGGCCACAUUAAAUGUUUACGGCCCACUUUAAAUGAACUGGCGGACUACAUAAAAUGAUGUGAAGGGCCACUAUAAAUUAUAUGGCGGACUACAUAAAAUGAUGUGACGGGCCACAUUAAACGAUAUGGCGGACUACAUAAAAUGACAUGGCGGGCCACAUUAAAUGAUAUGGCGGACUACAUAAAAUGAUGUGACAAGCCACAUUAAUGACAUAAAAUUAUGUGAUGGGCCAUUUUAAAUGAGAUGGCGGGCCACAUUAAAUGUCAUAGUGGACUACAUAAAAUGAUGUGACGGGCCGCAACAUUAAAUGAGAUGGCGGGCUACAUAAAAUUGUGACGGGUCACAUUAAAUGACAUAAAAUGAUGUGAAGGGCCAUUUUAAAUGAGCUGGCGGAGUACAUAAAAUGAUGUGAAGGGCCACAAUAAAUGACAUGGCGGACUACAUAAAAUGAUGUGACGGGCCAAGAUAAAUGAUAGGGCGGACUACAUAAAAUGAUGUGACGGGCCACAUUCAAUCCAAUCCACUUUAUUUAUAUAGCACAUUUAAACAAAAAUGUUUCCAAAGUACUGCACAACAAUAUUAAAAACAAUAUUCAAAUAUUAUCCUUAACUCCACCAAUGACUGAAUAAAAACAAAAAAUAAAUAUAAAAACAAUAAAAAUAAAUAUAAUUUAAAAACGAUUUUAAAAGGGUAAAACCAAUUAAAACAGUAAAUAGAAAUCAAAAUUUAAAAAAACCCCACAGAGGACCACACAACUCAUGUAGUGUAAAAAACCAAAGAAUAAAAGUUGGUCUUAAGACGAGACUUAAAACACUCCACUGUGGGAGCAGUUUGAACAUGGAGGGGCAGAGUGUUCCAGAGCUUAGGGCCGACCACAGAGAGGUUCUGUAUCCCCUGGAUUUAAGUCUGGUCUUGGGCACCACGAGCUGGAGUUGGCUCUCGGACCUCAGAGCGUGCGCAGGAGUGUAAAUUUGGAUGAGGUCCGAGAUAUACUGAGGUGCCAGUCCAUGUAAAGCUUUAAAAACAAACAGCAAGGUUUUAAAAUCAAUUCUAAAAUGAACAGGGAAAUGUCAUAGUGGACUACAUAAAAUGAUGUGACGGGCCACCACAUUAAAUUACAUGGCGGACUACAUAAAAUGAUGUGGCGUACAACAUAAAAUGAUAUGGCGAGUCACAUAAAAUGAUGUGGUGGGCCACAUUAAAUGAUAUGGUGGACUACAUAAAAUGAUGUGGUGGACUACAUAAAAUGAUAUGGCGUACAACAUAAAAUGAUGUGACGGGCAUCAUUAAAUUACAUGGCGGGUUUCAUUAAAUGAUGUAACAAACCACACUGGAUGAUAUGGCAGACAACAUAAACAUGGUAUGACACCUAAACGACUUGGACUACAUAAAAAAAUGUGGCAGGCCACAAAAUGAGGUGGCGGCAUCAAUAAAUGAUAUGGCGGGCCAGAUAAAAUAAUGUGGCGGACCACUAUCACACUUUCAUUGCUUCCUUUGGACUCGUAUUGAGCAAUGAAAAACUAGAGAACUACAAAAAGACAAUAAAACCCUCUAAAAGCCCACCAAGUAGCAACAGUAGCUUUUAGGGGCGUCCAAAAAAAAAAAAAAUCGAUCUUCGAAUGAUUCCUAUUUUUAACAAUCAAUUUUAAAAAAUUAAUUUUACAUUUUGUAUUUAUUUUUGUUUUAUUUUUUUAAUCUGUCCACUCAGACAAAUCAUCAUGUUGAUGCAGAUGAUCUAUAUCUGCUGUAUGGAUUGACUUUAGGAGAGAGAAGUGUUGGAUACUUCUCUUGUUGCUUUAUUUGUAUUGACUUUAUUCAACGUUUGGCUAGAAUUGUAUUAAAACCAGUUUUAUUUUGAGUAAAUGUAUCAGAGCUGUUAUCUAUUUUAUGGAGGAAUGUAGUUCAUCAUAGAACUGGCACCCAACAUUAUUAAAAAGUAUUGAUUUUGAAUUGAGAAAUGUGAAUCAAAUAGUUACCCCCAAGAAUCGAAUUGACUCGUGUGGUCUGUUGUCCGCUAAUUAAUCAAGUGUAAGUGGAAAUUUCCACUCUACUUUAAGUUUGACCGCCAUCAAGUUGCCGACAUGACGCUUCUGUGGUUAUCAUCACACUUGCCGGCUCAAAUUCCCACCGAGCUGCGGCGUGUGUAGGACAAUGAUGCUGUUGCCAUGGUGACGGACCGUUGUUCCACUUGACCCGGACAAGAUGCUCCCCUUUACUGUGGGAAACCGAAUGUGAAACACUUUAAAAAAAAUUUUGGGACAAGUAAAUAUUGGCAGCAGUUGAACGAGUGCUUCUUCUGGGAAAUCAUUUAUUUGAAAUGUCUUAAUCCGGAAUUUCCCUCCAAGAUGUCUUCUUUCUUUUCUUUCCUGCAUUGCAUGCGAGGUAACAGGAAGUGGCGGUCUUGUGAUGAAACAUCGGCCACAUUUUUAGGGGUAUUUUGAAGGUUCUCUUGCAAGCAGGGGGUUUUUUGUCUUUGUGGCCUCUCUUUGCUCAUAUUUUUAGUUUCACUUUCCUCGCCUUCUAAGCGUGCCAUGAAUCAUUAUUUGGCAGAGCAAACUUGACUUCAUUGUGCUCCACUCCUCACUGAAGGAAUGUUUCUUUUAUUGCCUUGUUGGCAGGGUAGGGUGGAGGGUUGUCAAAAUGUGGCUGCAUGUGGUGGUAGGACAAAGAAUUGCUCAGUUAAAUAUUACACAACACUGUUACAGUGGCCAAAUAUUAAAUAAUACCAUUGCCUUGUUUUUGAUAAAUACUUAGGCCUACUGCGCUACUGUAUUUUAAUGAUGGUGGUACUCUGAGAACCGAGUGUUUUCUGAGGUACUACUUAGUGGUGAAAAUAAAAAUCCAGAAUAAUGGGUUCAGAUAAUUAACCACUCCUUUCCCAUAAAGGGAGCGCUGCAGGUGCCCACUGGCCCCUCCCACCGCUGAGAUACUUUCACUUUUUGUUAUGUCGCUUGUAGGAAAGAGUUGAUUUAGUUUAACUACGAAUCUUGAUCUAUAUCUAUAUAUAAUCUAUAUCUGUAUCAUGAAUCAAUUUAAGUGGACCCCGACUUAAACAAGUUGAAAAACGUAUUCGGGUGUUACCAUUUAGUGGUCAAUUGUACGGAAUAUGUACUUCACUGUGCAACCUACUAAUAAAAGUCUCAAUCAAUCAAUCAAAGGACCACCAAGGUCACAUGUUAAGUUCCACUCUUCUACUCCAAAAUGACCCAACUCAUGA
This is a messenger RNA of Entelurus aequoreus (snake pipefish), 6307 nucleotides long. Its product is annotated as exocyst complex component 3-like protein 4. The transcript is spliced from 14 exons. Gene Ontology annotation, cellular component: exocyst. The record is from RefSeq and is a predicted model, not a curated record. Lineage: Eukaryota; Metazoa; Chordata; Actinopteri; Syngnathiformes; Syngnathidae. Gene Ontology annotation, molecular function: DNA N-glycosylase activity; zinc ion binding; DNA-(apurinic or apyrimidinic site) endonuclease activity. The coding region runs from base 433 to 2721 and encodes 762 amino acids. Gene Ontology annotation, biological process: base-excision repair; exocytosis; exocyst localization.